Mycena indigotica is the source of this 555-nucleotide messenger RNA. RefSeq lists its product as uncharacterized. The transcript has 2 exons. Lineage: Eukaryota; Fungi; Basidiomycota; Agaricomycetes; Agaricales; Mycenaceae. Bases 1 to 555 code for a protein of 184 amino acids. The record is from RefSeq and is a predicted model, not a curated record.
AUGCCCGGCAUACGAACAGCGACAAAGCGCAAGCGCGGAUCCGAUGGCAACCAAGCCGAUACUGAAGCCAGUCCCACUACUGGAGUUGGAGGAUCUCCACCAGCCAAGCGUGGUCGACCUGGACGCAAACAUGGCAGGGGCAGACAUGGACAGCCCAGUCCAAGUCAGCCAUCUCCAACAACCGCAGCCGGUUCAUCCGCCACAAACACCAAAACUGCUGGUGGUACGACCGCUCCUCAGGCUCAAUCAAGCAGUGGUGCUGGUGGAACAACAUCCGCGGCACCCCGCCACACCCUCAAAUUCCUGGACAGAACGGCCCAGCGGUUGUCUCAUGGCCCUGAGUUGUCCCGGCCACCCUGGGGGCAUUUCUCGGGCGAAUCACGCCAAACUGGGCCCACCAACUCGUCUGCACUGACAUCAGCCCAUGUUGUAAGACCGCUCCCCUCGAGUCUCGACCCCAGCCCGCUGCCCACUCCCUUCACUGACACCAAACGGCUGCGCGACAUCAAUAAAGAAGCGGUCAUCGUCUUGUCAUUGUCGCCCAGUCCUAUGUAG